GAGAGAUCGUAGCAUCCUUUCCUGCUGGGAUAUUUAUGUGCAGUGUAUAGUAUAUGUGUAUAUUGAAAUCGCAGACCAAAUUUGGGUGCAAGUGUCAGUAGCCUGCAAUCAUGAAGUUAGUAAAGAAGGUCAUCGAGCGUGAUGCCUCGGGGUUUGUUGAACUCAUAGCCGAAGAAGGAGAGGACAUGUGGCAUGUGUACAACCUACUAUUGAACGGCGAUAGGAUCAAAGCCACUACAUUUCGGCGCGUGCAGAAUGAAUCUACAACUGGCAGCGUGACGAGUGAGCGUGUGCGAACAGUGUUGACAGUGGAAGUCACGGAUGUGUUUUUUGACACCCAAGCCUUCACACUGCGAAUCAAUGGUAAAAACACAGAAGAAAAUCCACAUGUAAAGAUGGGAGCGUUCCAUACGAUCGAUCUCGAACUCAACCGUAAGUUCACCCUGUACAAGCAAGAAUGGGACUCUGUGUCUCUCGAGCGAGUAAAAGAGUCGUGUGACAUAUCAUCCAAAGCGGAUGUGGGUGCGGUUGUACUGCAAGAAGGGCUGGCGUAUGUGUGCUUGAUCAGCUCGUCGAUGACGGUGAUUAGGACUAAGGUGGAUGUAUCAAUCCCCCGCAAGCGCCGAGGUGGAAUCGAUCAACACGAUAAGGGCUUAAGGAAAUUCUUUGAACAGAUCUUGCAGUCUAUACUGCAGCACUUCGACUUUUCGGUGAUCAAGUGUGUCGUACUGGCGAGCGCCGGCUUCCUUAAUGAAGUACUACUCAACUACAUAAAGGAACAAACGGUAAAGAGGGAGCUCAAGGUCCUGAGUGAGAACAAGCAGAAGUUCAUGCUUGCGCAUUCGGCAUCCGGUCACAAACACGCACUCCAGGAAGCCAUGCAAGAUCCCGCAGUGGUACUUAAACUACGGGAUACAAAGGCACAGGCAGAAGUGACAAUAUUGAAUCAGUUCUACAAGUGUUUGAACGACCAACCCGAUAGAGCAUUCUACGGGUUCAGUCACGUACAUGCAGCCAAUGAGGAGCAAGCAGUGGCCACGUUGAUGAUACUAGAUUCGCUGUUCAGGUCGCAGAAUGUCGAGGAGAGGAAAAAGUACGUGCAGCUGGUGGACGCAGUCAAGGACAAUGGCGGAGAAGUCCUUGUGUUUUCUAGCAUGCACGGCACAGGAGAGCAACUGAAGCUACUGACUGGAGUUGCGGCCAUCUUACGGUUCCCCUGUCCACACAUCGAAGACAUUGACAACGGCAACGACUCGGAGGACGAGAGGGAUGCUUAAUAAUUUAUAGUGUCAUAAAUGUAAUAUUAAACCUAAUUAAGGCAUGGG
Molecule: messenger RNA, 1325 nt
Organism: Sphaeroforma arctica JP610
Lineage: Eukaryota; Ichthyosporea; Ichthyophonida
Product: protein pelota
Exons: 8
Coding region: 111-1277 (388 amino acids)
Biological process (GO): ribosome disassembly; nuclear-transcribed mRNA catabolic process, no-go decay; nuclear-transcribed mRNA catabolic process, non-stop decay
Cellular component (GO): cytoplasm
Source: RefSeq, a predicted model, not a curated record